This is a messenger RNA of Telopea speciosissima, 1236 nucleotides long. Its product is annotated as protein FAR1-RELATED SEQUENCE 5-like. The transcript has 4 exons. The record is from RefSeq and is a predicted model, not a curated record. The coding region runs from base 1 to 1236 and encodes 411 amino acids. NCBI's taxonomy places the organism in Eukaryota, Viridiplantae, Streptophyta, Magnoliopsida, Proteales, Proteaceae. Gene Ontology annotation, biological process: regulation of DNA-templated transcription.
AUGGGUAGGCACGCAGGUGGGAGGGAGAACCUUGGCUACACUAGUCAAGAUCAUAAGAACUAUCUCCGAACUAAAAGACAGCGUUCACUAGCCUAUGGUGAGCCAGGGAGUUUGUUGAUGUAUUUUGAAAACCAAAGUAGUAUCAAUCAUUCAUUUACAUACUCAAUGCAAUUGGACAAUGAUGAACAGAUAACUAAUAUUUUUUGGGCUGAUCCGAAGAUGAGAAUUGAUUAUGCACAAUUUGGCGAUGUUGUUAGUUUGGACAACACAUUUUGCACAAACAAAGAGUAUAGGCCAUUUGGGAUAUUUACUGGGUUUAAUCAUCACAGAGGAGCCAUUAUAUUUGGGGCUGCACUUUUAUAUGAUGAGACAGUUGAAUCUUUCAAGUGGUUAUUUGAGGCAUUUGCGGAAGCACAUGGGCAGAAGAAGCCUAUCACCAUCUUCAUGGAUCAAGAUGCUGCUAUGGCUAAGGCAUUAACUGAGUUUGAGGAUGAAUGGCAAAAAUUGCUUAAGAAUUAUGGAGUGGAGAAUAAUUCAUGGUUGCAGCGCAUAUAUGGCUUAAAAUAUAAAUGGGCAAAGUGCUAUAUGAAAAAUAUCUUCACAUUAGGUAUGCGGAGUACACAGCUUAGUGAGAGUUUGAACAGUGACAUGAAGGAUUAUUUAAAAUCCACUUUGGACAUUGUGCAAUUUUUUAAGCAUUUUGAACGGGUUGUGGAUGCUAAGCGAGCCAACGAGUUAAAAGCUGAGUUUGAUUCAAGAAACAACCUUCCAAGAAGAGUGAACUUGGUGUCACCUGUCAUAAAACAAGCUGCGGAAGUCUAUACUCCGUUGACUUUUGAACUCUUUCAAGAGCAGAUGGAUUGGCUUAGUGCUUGCCUCAUCAAAAACAAGAAUGAAAGUAAUCUCAUGUCUGAAUUUUUUGUUGGUCUUGUGGAAUCAAAAUAUAUCAUGUGUAUACCUCCAGCUUAUAUUUUGAAGAGAUGGACACGGGGAGCAAGAAGCUUGGUAGUGAUAGACAAUGAGGGAAAACAGGUUGAAGAAGAUAGUAACUUAGAUAGUUCACAACGAUAUAGGCGUAUAAUGCUUGAACUUGUUAAAAUGGCAUCACAAGCUUCAAAUUCAACUGAGGGUUAUGCUUUGGUUGAGGCCUUAGCUCAAAAUGGAAGAGCACCUGGGAAUUACUUCCUAGGUUAUGAUGGUUCGAAUCCAUCAGGUUUCAAGGAUUGUAGCUUGUGA